Molecule: messenger RNA, 288 nt
Organism: Acanthamoeba castellanii str. Neff
Lineage: Eukaryota; Discosea; Longamoebia; Acanthamoebidae
Exons: 1
Coding region: 1-288 (95 amino acids)
Source: RefSeq, a predicted model, not a curated record
AUGGACUCAGAGGUUGAGCGCAAGCUGUACGCGAUGCUGAUCACCAGCUACUGCGUCGAUUCCAGCGUCCCCAUCUCGCCGGCUUGUCCUUCGCCGACGCCCGCCGUGGCACACUACCACGGCCCGCUCAUCGCACCCGUGGCCGACCGCAGCGUCGUCUUCCCGCCGCUCUACUCCCGGUUCUGCGCCGACCUCCGACACACGGACUCCAUUCUUCAACGCUCUCCCGCCGGCAACGACACCAGUGCGGGCAUUCACACGUCGCCACUGCUCUCCGAUGGCAACUAG